AUGGAAGAGCAUGCUCAAGAGAUGGAUCGCGUUAACAACGAGCUAGCAGACCUUCGAGGGAAUGUAGGAACAAUUAUGGAAUUACUCCAGGUUAUCAAUGCAAAGAUGGAUACUCAGCCUACUGUGGUUUCUGAGAUCAACACUACCGCUCCCGUAGAUCCUCCGGUUGUUUCAGUUGAGAACCCGUUUCCUUAUGGUCUUUCGCAGAGUUUCAUACAUCUGCCUGUUGUUACGUCAGUUCAACAAACUAUGCCGGUUGCACAAAGUGGUCAACAAGCCAUGCCCGUUAUACAGAACGUUCAACAGACUGUGCCUUUGGUUCCCGAGCCUCCAAAGGUGGUCCCUACCUUCACACAAGCUAAUGUCCAUACUCGGGUGCAGCCUUAUCUUAAUGAGCCUGUUUAUGAAAUUCUGGAUGAUAAUGAUGAAGGGUACCAGCCGCGUGAUAGGCUCCGUGAGGAGGUUGUUACUAUUGAUAAAAGAUUAAGAAAGAUGGAAGGAGACCAAAUCUUUGGUGUUGCUGCUAGAGACAUUUGUUUGCUUUCCGGUUUAAAAAGUUCUGAGACCUUUAAGGAAUACGCCCAGCGAUGGAGGGAAAUUGCUUCCCAGGUUGAACCUCCAUUGACUGAUAAAGAAUUAGCUGACUGGUUUGUUGACACCGUUCGUCCUGAGUUCUAUGAAAGGAUGGUGGGUAGUGUAACCACGAAUUUCGCUGAUAUUGUUGUUGUUGGAGUAAAGGUUGAAUUAGCUAUGAAGAGUGGAAAGAUGUCCAGUGGUUCUAGCAGUACGAGUUCGAAGGACCAAGCUAAGAAGACUUCCGUCAAUCCUCAGAGAAAGAAGGAAGGAGAGACUCAUGUUGUGUCUUCAGAUAGGAGAAGGAAUAGGCAGUAUCAAUAUCCGCCACAGUAUGCCCAACCACAGGGAUACCCGGUUCAGUAUGCACCACCGCCAUACGUGGCUGCUGUUGCACCAUCUUUUAACCAACAAGCUCCACAAGCGCCCGUUUAUCAGCCCAUGCAACAGGUUCCUGGUUAUCCGCCUCCGGUUUAUCCUCCUCCGAAUUAUCAACAAGCAUCCAACGCUCAGGCGAGUCAACAACCGAGGAACCAGGCACCUCGCCAGAAUGCUCCAAGGAGACUAUACAAGACUUGUCCACCGAUUCCGAUGACGUUCACCGAGUUGUAUCCUUACUUAGUGCAACGCGGUUUGGUCACUACUCGAGCUUUGGGACCGCCUCCGAAUCCUUUGCCAGCUAACUACAACACCGCCGCUCAUUGUUUAUUUCAUGAGGGUGCGCCAGGUCACGAUUUGGAGAACUGUUAUGCUUUGAAAAACCUUGUGAGGGAUCUGAUGGAAAAGAAGAUUUUGUCAUUCAACGAUUCGCCGCCCAAUGUCAAAAGUAACCCUUUGCCUGACCAUGGGGCUGUUAAUGCCAUUGAUGCUUCGUCUGAAGAGAAUUUUAUCCUUGAUGUAGCUUAG
Molecule: messenger RNA, 1479 nt
Organism: Lathyrus oleraceus (garden pea)
Lineage: Eukaryota; Viridiplantae; Streptophyta; Magnoliopsida; Fabales; Fabaceae
Exons: 2
Coding region: 1-1479 (492 amino acids)
Source: RefSeq, a predicted model, not a curated record